This is a messenger RNA of Drosophila bipectinata, 1035 nucleotides long. RefSeq names its product box C/D snoRNA protein 1. Gene Ontology annotation, cellular component: nucleus; pre-snoRNP complex. NCBI's taxonomy places the organism in Eukaryota, Metazoa, Arthropoda, Insecta, Diptera, Drosophilidae. Gene Ontology annotation, biological process: snoRNA localization; box C/D snoRNP assembly; maturation of LSU-rRNA from tricistronic rRNA transcript (SSU-rRNA, 5.8S rRNA, LSU-rRNA). The record is from RefSeq and is a predicted model, not a curated record.
GCCACGCUAAAAUUAAAAAUCAAAACAAACACCAUGCGUCUGGGUAUUUGCGAGGUGUGUGCCGCCAAGGAGGCCAUCUACGCCUGCCCCAAAUGUGAGGUGAAGACCUGUAGCCUGCCCUGCGUCCGAAUCCACAAAAAGGAGUUACAGUGCGAUGGCCAAAGGGAUCGAACCAAGUUUGUGCCCCUUAGCGAGAUGACCGCCCGUGAGUUUAUGAGCGACUACUGCUUCCUGGAGGAAUGCACCCGCUAUACGGAGAACCGUAAGACGGACAAAUGCAAGAGCUACACCCACGAAAACAGAAACUUACCCCAGAGUCUGCAUCGACUGCGAUCUGCCGCCAAAAGGCGCAACAUCAACCUGCGCCUGCUGCUUCCCAACUUCAGUAGACGAAAGGAGAACACCACAUACCUCGACUGGAAGCGGCGGCACAUCUCGUGGCGGGUCGAGUGGCUAUUUGUAAACAUACCGCCUGUGGAGGAGGACAAAACCAUCAGUUUCGUUGACGCCCGCUGCGAUGAGACGCUCAGCUUGGCGGCUCUAAUCCUCAAAUACGUGGAUCUUGACCAGGAGGCGGCUCGGGAUCAGAGGAAACACCUGAUCCACCAUCAAUCAGCGGGCAUUGGGCAGCUAAGCUUUUGGUUGCGAGCCGAGGGAGUGCGAAACAGCAAAGGACGAUGCUAUCGCCUGAAGGCGAACCAAACUCUCUCAGAGAAUCUGGCAGGAAAGACGAUCGUGGAGUUUCCCACCAUAUUUGUCAACUACGAGCAGAAGCCUCCAACGAGCUAUCACCAAAUAGAAAGUGAUGAAGAAUUCGAGGAGGAAGAUGAGGAUCUGGAGGCCCAUAAAGUCAAAGAGCCAGCUGAAGCUUCUUCUUCUUCUGAAGAACCACAGGCAGCUGAAGAAACUGAAGAAGAGGAGGAAGAAAUGCCCGAGAGCGAACUGAAUCAAAUACUGCAAGAACUGGCGGCCAAUCUGGCCAAUCCAGACGACAUGCCAAUGGACUCUGAAACCGAAUCCGAAUAGGAAUAAAUA